CACCAAUGCCACAACAGCAGGCAAUGAAGACACUUAUAGUAGAGGUCUGAUAAGUUUACCAUCUACGCACUGCAGAUAGAUCAGAAAAAUGGGUGCAAUUAAGUGCAGAAUUGUGAACAGUGGAGUAUAACGCAGGGCAAAAGAACACUAGAAGAUACAGGAAGGACUGAAAGACAUGCAGGAACAAAAUGAAGCUCAGAGAGAAGUUGGCCUGCAGAAUGAGCAUUCUGUGGUCUCCUCUCACGUGUACAGAGCUGAAGCAUCAGCCCUUACUCACCUUGGCGAAGUACUGGGAAGAGAUGAGCCGGCCAGAAGGGACAGGGUGGAUCAGAGUUUUGCUUUAAUGCCAAGAAUAAGCAGAGACUCGGUGACACAGUACCUUCGAUACAGACCUGAUCAAUCAGUGCUCAUUCUCCAUGCCAGAGUUGCUCAGAAGUCCUAUGGAAAUGAGAAACGAUUUUUCUGUCCUCCUCCUUGUGUGUACCUCUGUGGAGCUGGAUGGAAUCUCAGACAAGAACAUUUUGAAGGUCUUGGUGAGUCUAGUUGUCGUGUGUGGGGGUAUAUGGGUCUGGAUGGCUCCCCUGGGACACAAGCAGACAACUUCAAGCUGAGCUUUGAAGAACAAACAGAAAGAAGGAUGUUUGCCUGUGCCAAAACCCUGUAUAUCUCGGAUACAGAUAAGCGGAAACACUUCCGUUUGCUACUUCAUCUGUUUCACAGUGGAGGGCAGGAGAUCGGCUCUUUCCAAAGUGGACUUAUUAAAGUAAUCUCCAAACCAUCACAGAAAAGACAAUCCAUGAAGAACGCAGAUUGUGAGUCAGUUUUGUGUAUCUCAUCUGGUUCAAGAGUGUCAUUGUUUAAUCGCCUGAGGUCUCAGACAGUCAGUACACGUUACCUUGCAGUGGAGGGUGAAGCUUUUGUGGCUAGUGCCAGACAAUGGACUGCUUUUACUGUCAUUCGAGUGGAGGAUCAGCAGACAGACUGCAGUGAUUACUCUAUGUGUGAGAGUUAUAUCUGUUAUGGCUGUGUGGUUCAGCUGGUAUGCACCAUUUCAGGAGUUGCACUGCCACCCAUGGUGAUUCGUAAAGUGAAUAAGCAGCAUGCAUGCCUGGAUAUAGAUGAGCCAGUGUCCCAGCUUCAUAAAUGUGCAUUUCAGCUCAGAAACAGCAAGCACAUGUACCUCUGCCUCUGCAAUGAAGAAAUCUUCCAGUACCAGGCUUCUCCAUGUCCAAAGGAGAGCAGUCGAGAGGUGUUGAAUGAUGGUUCAUGUUGGACCAUCACUGGUACAGAGGUUGUUGAGUAUACCUUCAGUGAGAGUCUGACCAGUAGCCCAACUGUCAUCAGCCCCAUCCCUGUCAUUAAUGGACUGGAGCUAAACGGAGGAGGCCAUGUGGCCAUGUUAGAGCUCCAUGGAGAAAACUUCAGUCCUUACCUAAAGGUCUGGUUUGGAAACAUGGAGUCUGAAACUAUGUUCAGGAGUCCAAGGUCUUUGCUGUGUGUCGUACCUGAUAUUUCAGUGUUCGGUGAAGAGUGGCGGUGGUACCGGCAGCCCAUCACGGUCCCUUUGUCUCUGAUACGAUUGGAUGGGAUGAUCUACAGAAGCUCAUUCACCUUCACAUAUACACCUGAGCACAGCUCUUUCUCUCAGCCAUCAUGUGUUUCUGCUGAGAGAACUGCCAACUCAGACACACUCAUUGACAACAUUCACCAGGAGUUCACCAGAACCAAUUUUCACCUGUUCAUGCAGAGCUGACAGAUACUUAGGGUAAAACACACAAAAAACUAAUCCUAACUUCACAAACCCAUGUAAGAUGUUUUGGGCUGGUCUAUUCCAAAACUAAAAUGCAUAGUUUUGUGCCAGUGAACAGGACAUUUGUGGGAACAUCACAAAAAAACACACCAAUAACACACUGUUCUCAAGAUCGAUUAAGCUGCAAAAAAUGACAUCUUAGCAAAUGGAAAUACCUUGAACAUAGUAAAAUUUAGGUAGUAUGUCCUAUUAUAAGAUUACAAUAAAGCAAAUAUAAGAUUUGUCACGUCAAAUCACAGAAUUGAUGACAAACUCUGAUUCCCAUAAUGCACAUCUGAUUACAAACAUGGACACCUUGGACUACAGCACCCACACGCCACAUUCAAUGUCACGAUCAUAGUCACCUGAUUACUGACUGCAUACACCUGGACUUAAUCACCACUAUAUUUAAGCAUGCUCAUUCACGCCAUUAACACAACAAAGUGUUCAUUCAUUUCUGUGUUUACACCUGAUGUACCAAACCUUCUGUUCAUGUUUGCUGAUUCUAGAUUUGACCCUUGAUUGUUUAAUUGUUUUGUGAUUCUUACCUUGCUCUUGGAUAAUCUAUUUGCACAUCGCCUGAUCUCUUGCCUGCCUUUUGACCUUGACCUCUGCUUUGCGAUUUGGAUUUGUUUGUUGUUGCCAGUUCUUUUAAUAAAAAGUAUUCUCUGCAACUGUUUCCGUCUUUACUGCCUGACUUUGCCGUCAACAUGGAGGCAAUGGGAAUGUUUGGCAACAGCCGAUAGCAGCGCA
Messenger RNA from Ictalurus punctatus (channel catfish), 2542 nucleotides. It is a transcript of the gene rbpjl, whose product is annotated as recombination signal binding protein for immunoglobulin kappa J region-like. Gene Ontology annotation, molecular function: RNA polymerase II cis-regulatory region sequence-specific DNA binding; DNA-binding transcription activator activity, RNA polymerase II-specific. NCBI's taxonomy places the organism in Eukaryota, Metazoa, Chordata, Actinopteri, Siluriformes, Ictaluridae. The coding region runs from base 176 to 1753 and encodes 525 amino acids. The transcript is spliced from 12 exons. Gene Ontology annotation, biological process: regulation of transcription by RNA polymerase II. The record is from RefSeq and is a predicted model, not a curated record. Gene Ontology annotation, cellular component: nucleus.